AUGAGAGCAGGCUGAGGCGUGUUGACAUGAGAAGAACCGCCCACAAUGAAGAAAUGCAGCAUGAACAGGCAGAGGAAGUGCAAGACUGACUAUGAAGAGCAUGAGGGGACAUUCCUGAAAGUAUCUGCUGAAAACACAUAUCUGGAUCAGAAUGGCAACGCUUAACAAUACUACUGUACCAACCAAUCAUAGUGACGUGUAUCGUUGUUCUUUAAAAGAAAACUUCAAGUACAUUCUCCUCCCGGUGAGUUACACUCUGGUGUUUGUGGUCGGCCUGGGGUUGAACAUCACCGCCAUGUACGUCAUCUUGUUUCGAACCAAACACUGGAAGCCCAGCACCAUCUACAUGAUCAACCUCAACGUUUGUGACACUCUUUACAUCCUCACCCUUCCGUUUCUGAUCUACUAUUACGCUGAUGAGAACGACUGGCCGUUUGGCGAGCCGAUGUGUAAACUGAUUCGCUUUCUCUUCUACACAAACCUCUACGGAAGCAUCCUCUUCCUCAGCUGCAUCAGCAUACACCGAUUUUUUGGUAUCUGUCAUCCGAUGCGCUCUUUGUCCAUGAUGGAUGCCCGUCGUGCUCGUUUGGUCUCUGCGGGAGUAUGGGCGAUCAUACUCAUCUUUCAAGCCCCGAUCCUUUAUUUCUCCAGGACGAGACAUGUGCAUGUGCAUCUAGAGCAUCAACUUCAUGAUGAAGUUGAGGUCUGUCACGACACCACCAGCAAGGAUCACUUUAAUGAAUUUCUGGUCUACAGCUCGGUGGUGAUGUUCCUGCUCUUUGUUCUACCAUUUGGGGUGGUGCUGGUCUGCAAUGGGCUGAUGGUGAGGAAACUUCAGGAACCUGGUGUUGGUGGAGGACCAAUAUCACAACACUCCAAGCAGAAGUCAGUGAAGAUGAUCAUUAUUGUCCUUCUGGCUUUCAUGUUGUGCUUCCUGCCCUUCCAUCUGAACCGCUCUAUAUACUACAUCUUCCGCUACCUGGACCAAGAGAACUGCGAUGCACUUCAGCUCUCCAACAGCGCCUACAAAGCCACGCGACCUCUGGUCAGUAUCAACAGCUGCAUCGACCCCAUCCUCUACUUCAUGGCAGGGCAGAGCUUUAGAAAAUCCAUCAACAAGAAACCAAGCAUGACAGCUGAUAAAUGCCUCUCAACCUUACUGUGAAGAUGAACAUCUUAAAAAACACACUUUUAAAGUUUACAAAACGGGGCUUUCUUGAUGCCACAGAAGAACCAUUUUUGGUUCUCAAAGAAGAAGUUUAGAGUUUCUUUUGAAGAACCAGUGUGAAGAACAUUUUAAAAAUCUAAAGAAUCUUUUGUUCAGUAGAAAGGUUUCAUGGAUGUUAAAGGUUCUAAAUGGAACCAUGGAAGCCAGUAAAGUAAUGUGACUUACUUCACAGUGAGACAAUAGAAAUCAAGCUUUGCUUCACUACAGCAUGACUGUGCAAUCAGAGACUGUAUCAUAUGUCAAUGGAAUAAUUCUAUCAUUCUUAAAGGAUUAGUCCACUUUCAAAUAAAAUGAUACCAGACGAGGAAUAAGGGUCUUAUCUAGCGAAACGAUCGGCCAUUUUUGAAAAAAAUACAACUGUAUAUGCUUUAUAAACACAAAAUAUUACCUUGAACGUACUUACGCUUUCCGUAUUCUUCAAAAAACUUGCGCUGUAUGUCAUACGCCUUCCCAAUUCUACUUACGGAACGAACGCGGCGCCAGUUCCGUUUUUUUUCCUUAAGUAG
Messenger RNA from Megalobrama amblycephala (Wuchang bream), 1734 nucleotides. RefSeq names its product P2Y purinoceptor 2-like. Gene Ontology annotation, biological process: G protein-coupled receptor signaling pathway. Gene Ontology annotation, molecular function: A1 adenosine receptor binding; G protein-coupled UTP receptor activity. Bases 152 to 1165 code for a protein of 337 amino acids. The record is from RefSeq and is a predicted model, not a curated record. The transcript is spliced from 2 exons. Lineage: Eukaryota; Metazoa; Chordata; Actinopteri; Cypriniformes; Xenocyprididae. Gene Ontology annotation, cellular component: plasma membrane.